UUAGUAAAUAAAGAUGGUGGCAAAGUUUGAGCCGUGUGGCGUAUCGCUGCUCGGAAAAUGUCUGAUAAAAUGAGGUGGAAAAUAAAAACCGGAGUGAUAUCGUCGAUAAAUAAAAACGAAACAAGGACCCAGUGUUAGGGGUGUUAGAAAGGACACCAGCCGACGUGUAAAUAGCCGAGUAACCGGAGAGGAACUGCAACAAAAAGAGGAUAAUUUUUCUCCAGAGUUCAGAGCAAGAUAAAAAACAGUCAAGAUGGUGGUCGGUGAAGCAAGUAUACACAAUAUAAUGGGGGGAAUGGAGAGCACAGGAGGAGUGCGUCUUCACAAUCACAAGAGAAAAUUAAAACAGCGAUUCGAUAUUAUUAAAAAACUAGGACAAGGCACCUACGGUAAAGUCCAAUUAGGUAUAAAUAAAGAGACUGGCCAAGAAGUUGCUAUAAAAACAAUAAAAAAAUGCAAAAUUGAAACUGAGGCCGAUCUUAUUAGGAUACGGAGAGAGAUACAAAUCAUGUCGAGUGUACAGCAUCCCAAUAUUAUUCACAUAUAUGAAGUGUUUGAAAAUCGGGAAAAAAUGGUACUCGUCAUGGAAUAUGCAGCCGGUGGUGAACUUUAUGAUUAUUUAAGCGAACGAAAAGUUCUCUCAGAGCACGAAGCAAGAAGAAUAUUUCGUCAGAUAUCCACAGCUGUUUAUUAUUGCCAUAAGCAUAAGAUUUGCCACAGAGAUCUUAAGUUGGAAAACAUACUAUUGGACCAAAUUGGAAAUGCAAAAAUUGCCGAUUUUGGUCUCUCAAACGUUUUCGACGAGCAGAGAUUGCUCAGCACUUUUUGCGGCAGUCCGUUAUACGCUAGUCCUGAAAUCGUCAAAGGGACACCUUACCAUGGCCCGGAAGUUGAUUGUUGGAGCUUGGGAGUACUUUUAUACACAUUAGUUUACGGUGCCAUGCCAUUUGAUGGCUCUAAUUUUAAAAGACUAGUCAAACAGAUUUCACAAUCGGACUAUUUCGAACCAAAAAAGCCAUCCCCUGCCUCCCCACUAAUCAAGGACAUGCUGACGGUUUGUCCGACGAGAAGAGCGGAUGUUGAAAAAAUUUGCACACAUUGGUGGGUGAACGAAGGCUAUGAACAAAAUUGCCUCGAUAUAGCAGAAGAUUUGGCAGCUCAAACUCCGGUCAGAUUGGAUCUGUUACUUUCAUUGGUACCUCAGUCAGCUAGUGCUGACAAAUUAGUCGUAGGCGAUCAGCAAGCCACUGGCGAUGCGACCGGAAAUAUGUCCACCGAGACUCUGGUUCCAACCAGGUGUCAUUCCGUUGGUAGCUUGAUGGAAUUAGAUCAGAAUAAUUCCGACAGAAGAAUAAGAGAAAUGGUUGACGAAGAGCCAAGGUCAGCUACAACUGGUGAUGCCAAAAGAAAGUUGGAAACUACGCCGUCUAUGGACGAAACAGCCGCGGCUGGUGUUAAAAGGAAAGAAAGAUCCAGACGAAAAGAAAGGACGGAGGAAAGGGAACCCAGACAGUAUAGAUCUGGCACUAGACAUUAUUCAGCUCCCAUACCAAACCCAAUAGAGGAAGCAAUGGAAGUGGAUCCAUCUGCGCUGGUAACUGUUCCUACAAGUAAAACAGUUGAUAUAAACCACCUUGAAGGUGUGGCAGCUUGCCUCGAGUUGAUCGAAGAGUCGAAAGAAAAGGCACUCAGUCAUGAACAAAGUAAAACACCGGUAGUACCGACGCAAGAAGCUGAAGAAACGAUAGGUAAAAAGUUGCCGGAUGAAAAAGUAGAGCUAAAAGUGCAGACUGCUGUGAAACAAGAUGUAGACAGUGAAACAGUGGAUAUCCACGAGGAGGAAACUGAUGCCAAAUCAAUAGAAAAAACUGUACAAAGUAGCCCUGACGAUAAACCAGUUGUGACGUCUAAUGAGACAAAUGAGAAACUCUCUCAAGAUAGCCAGAUAGAAAACACUAAAUCUGAGGUGCUGACAAAGGGUAUAACUGCUGCGACUGAAGCUGAGAAUAACGAUGUUGUGCUGAAAAGUGAAGAGUCUUCUUCCGAAGCUGUGGUCAAAUCCGAGGAAGUUAGUAAAGAUGAGAAGAAGCCUGUAAAAAAAUUAAAGGAAAAAUCACUUUCUCUAGAUUCUGAUGUAGUUAAUGACACUUCAGAAGUACCAGCAAGGCCAGUUGAGAGACGUCGAUCUAAGAUCUUUGAAACUGCUGAAAAAUUCAACCAGCUGGCAGCUACUACCGAAAGUGAUAAACCAAAGAAGAUUUUCAUUCCUGGAGUAAACGUCGGAGGUGCCAAGCGUGCCUUUGAGCGCAAAGCCAGUCUUUCGUCAAUCACACCACCUCAAACUACAAAACACAGUGCAUCCAAAGUUAUUAUCGAAGUGCCUGCAGUUGCAAGGGACGAUAAGAUACCGGAAAAGAUCAGCAACACCCCAAGUACGGAAAAUAAUAACAAUAAAGCGGACAAAUGCUUGCAGAGCAAACUCGAUGAAGAGAAGAAACGUGCUGUAGACAUUAUCACCGGUGCAAUCGGUAAACCACCGGUAAUGAAAAAAACCAAUGGAUCACCUCCAACUUCUCCCCAGAAUCAUAGUGCCAACAAAUUAGGACUGAAAGUGCAAGUCGGACCAAAUGACUUGAGGAAUGCCACCGUGUCAGUUUCCACACCUGUUGAGACUAAGUUCCCAUUCGAAUCAAAGCCAGUUUUGCAGGCAGAGGCGGUGCCAGGUGCGGUUGAAUCAUCAAAUAUGAGUGGCUCCGUUCCAGACGAACCAAAGAAGUCGAGUAAAAUGGAAAUCACUUUGAAGAGUGCCACCUUACCCAGACCGAGAAAGACUAGCAAGGCCGAAAUUACAUUAGCUGGAGUCAAAUCAGCAGACAAUACAGCAUUCAAAUCCGAAGUAGAGGCCAAGAUUGACGCCUUCCAUCCACAAAAAUUGAGAACACAAAGAUCAGAGGUUGCUUUCCCGGUCGCUGCUGCCGUACCUCAGGCUAACAGAAGCUCCAGCUUAGAACCAGAAAACAGGAUGAAAAAUAUACCAAAGGAAAGAAUUAUACCUAUUCAGGUUGAAUCUGGGCGUCAGCUCCCGCAGCAAGGACCAUCAACGCCACCGUCGAAACCACCAAUGCCGCAGCGCUCCAUGUCUCAACGAUCAGGUUCACUUUCUCGCCAAUCUACUGCUGACUCUGAUACCGACAGUGCAUUAGGCUCGACUACGGGACCUGAACCAAUUCGAAAGAGUCCUAGGGAAUAUAUAAUUCCCAUCGCAGUAGAGGGUGGUGGAUAUGUCACACCCAGAUCAGGCAGUUUAGAACCUGAAAGUAAGGCGAGCACGCCGACUAGCACUAGUGCGCCCAGAUCAAGAUUUGGACGACCAAGAAGAAUGAGUUCUUUAUUAUCAGAUGCCAGUGAAGAUGAAUCUCCGUUCUCAACAUUGCAUAGAGAUAACGAUGAUAUUUUGCAACGACAUAUGCAUCGGUUAAGAAGUUCCAGACCAUCUAGGAAAGCACCGGAACAUGCAGAUAGUUUGUCAUCAGGAGAAGAUGACGACGACGAUGGAUUUGAACUUUUAACUGCAGAAAACUUGUUUUCCACUUUAUUAUCUAGAGUUAGAAGUUUGACUCAAAGACUUAAUGUAGAUGACAACAGAAGUACAGGAUUUCCAAGCAGCAGACUACUCGGUAGAUUAGGAUCUAAUUCGCCGCAAGGUUUUUGGGGUGUUCACGAACCAUUAUCCAGCUACCAAAGCUAUACCGAGACAAGGACUGUGAUAACGCGGUUGUCAGAGUCGCAGUUCAGACGUUCGUUGAGUCGUGACACGGAUAGAUUUGGCAGAAAGGAGCCUUCAAACCCGGGAACUCCGAACAGUCCUGGCCCACGUAAUACACCCUCACGAGAGAGCAUCUUUGAAAUGGGUAGCAACACACUUCCACGAGAUAAAAAUCAGCACGAAAACACCGAUGCCGAGGUAUCGCAAAUUCGGAAGCAGGCGCAAGAAACAUUAGAGCAAAACUUCACGCCGAGCUUAGCACGCAGGUUGAGUAGACAUUUCAUUGAACAAACAAGGCAAUCGUUACCCAGAUCUCCAUCGAUACCUCGUGAGAAAAACUAUCAAUCGCCUACUCAAAAAAUGAUGAAUUUACUCGAAGGCUCCGAUAUAGAAAGUCAAAAUCCCAGCUCUACAACGUCGGAUCAAACAGAAUACAGAGGAAAAUCAGCUGAAAGAAACAUCAAGAGAUCGAACAGUUUAUUGGUAUCGCGGGACCUGGCUGACAAGCUAGAUUACCGAUCACCUAGAAGAAGCGUCAGCCUAUUUGAGGAUGAUGAUAAAUCACUACCACCGUUACCUAGACACGUCAUGACGCUUGGUAGGAAAUACAGAGAUUCAGGGAAACCCAACAAUGGCGCAAUACGCAGAGAAAAUUUUCAAAAUUUUAAAAAUGAUAAAAUUCAAGAGGAAACCUUGGAUGAGUCAUGUAAGACUCCUAAUAUCAAAGUGGAUAGUGUUGUCAAUGGUUAUGAAAUUGGUCAAACUUUGGAGGGCAAUUCUAUGUCUGUGUCUAGUUCCAUUAAUAAUUUCGUAGAUACUGCAUCUAGCAUGUCAGCAAAAUCAAGUGAAACAUCUCCCAAUGCAUCAACAUCCAACUUGAUGGAUUACAAUUACUCGUACAAAUCUGAUGCAUCAAAAGAUUUCGAAAACAGACUCCUGGCUGCAGAAAAUCUUAUAAAGGAAUCAAAGCUGAAAAAUUUAGGCCCAUCAAGUCUUGAUAUAAAUCUUAACUCGAGUUACAGAGAUAUGGACAAGUGUAACAAAGAAAGUCUUGGAUCUAUUUCAGAAACCAAUAGUGCAGACAAGCGACGUAGUUAUAUUCCAAGCCUACGAUUGAGAUCCGGAUCAUUGACUAGAGACCCAACUGAAAAUAAAACCCGUCGCAGCUCUUUCACUGGAUCACAGGAUGCGUUAGGAGCCAGAGCUCCAACUCCAGAAAGAUCGAUACUAAGUAAAUUCUUCAAACCUGACAGGAAUAAAGAUAACGAUACUAGAGGAAAGCAUCAAAAAGCUGGUGGACAGCGUAGAAUAUCGAGAUUUUUGCGACCUGAUUUCUUUGAUACACCUCGCGAAGAAAGUCAAUAUGUCAAAGAGAAGGAAGCACAAAAAGCUGCAGAAAAUGAGCGCAGAAAGUCAAGAUUUAUUAAGAAGAAGAGCGAGAGUAAGGAAUCGAAAGCGGACAAAUCUUCAGAAGCAAAACCUCCCAAAGAACUGAAAAACGAAGCAAACUCUAUCACCAAAGAACAGUCAGAGAUUUCAUCUAAGGAUGAUAGAUCAGAUAGAGAUAUUAGCUCUAUCUCAGAAGACACAAGGCCAAGGUUCGAGAAACAGUCCACGAAGCACAGUUUCUUACAUUCCUUGGAGAAAAAGCUUGAAAAGUUUAGAUCAAGCGAAGAUGCUUCAAAAUCAGUGGUCAAUAACGGUAAUUUAAUUGAACAAAAAAUUCGAUCUUUGCGCGAGAGUUCUGCGCCGCCGAAGGAAUGCCCGUGCACGGAGUCCAGUUUAAUCAAACGAGCAGUUAGCGUAGAAGAUUUACCACUUUAUAGUGCAAACCUAAACCCGUCGAAGGGUAAAGUAAGCUCUGUACUGGGACUAUUCAAGAAUACUGAUACAAAACCAACCUCCAACGGGCAGCGACCACAAAGCAUGAUAUUCAGCAAGUUGAGAAAAAAUCCCUACAAGGGUUCUCAUUCUGACUCAACGACUGAUGCAGAUCUUACUGCUUCGAGUAAAAUACCUACAAAAGUUAGUAAAGCCGAUUUGAUAUCGUCCAAGAAGAAAUCAGAAGAAACAAAAUCUAUAUCUAAAAUGAAACCAAAUAAUAAGACUUCUCCUCCGAAGGAAUCACCCAGAGACACCCAUAAAUCCGACAGACCAUCUAGAAGUGUUAAAAGUUUUUCCCCAGAGAAAAUAAACAAAGAGCUUAAAAAGUCCAAUCCUGAAAAAAGUGUUGAUAAGAAAAAUGAUUCUACAGAUAAAGCAAAAACUUUGAAGACCAAGUCUCCAGACAAUCUUGCAGACAAUCGAUCUGAGCAACUUGAAAGAGUUGGUGAUAUAAAUCAGGCUGCAGGUGAAAUAUUUCCUGUCGAACAGUCGAAAGCUAUUCCGUCAGACAAAACAAUGGAUAAUCUUGAACUUGAAGGAAGAAAAAAUGACAAAGUUCGAAAGAUUGGUACAACAUCCUCCUUAGUGAAAAAUGAUUCUGUAAAAGGUAUUGACAAAGUUGAUGACGGCGAGAAAAAAGCAAAAAAAACUGUCAAAGCUAAAGAAUCCGGUGGAAAAGAAUCCGGAUCUGUCGAUGGAACUAAGAAAAAAAGGAUUGUUAAAGUUAUCAAGAAAGUUGUGAAAAAAUCACCAAACAGCUCGGAAAGCAAGUCUGAAGCUAAGGAAAAGCCUCGUAAAUUAUUGAGCAAGAAAAGCACCUUGUCAUCCGGUGAAGUGAACUCUGAUACACAAAUAUCAAAUGGUAUUGAUAAUUCACGAAAAGAUGACCCUAAAUUGGAAAACAAUACCAGCAAACCUGAUCCAUUGAAAGAAUCUAAAGCUCCCGCAAGUAACAAUGAUAAAAAUAAUGAAGCAUUUACAGAAAAUAAUACACCAGAAAUGUCUAACAAGUUAAAUGAAAAUUCAAUAAAUGGUGUGGAGUCAAAAACGAAUAAUUCGUUGUUAAACAGCAUAAAAGUUAUGGAAAAAAAUCAAUCCAACAACAUUCAGGAUGUUUCACAAGCUAAAUCUACAGAGUCACGGUCCAAUAGAAAUAGUUUGAAGCUAGACUUAUCAAAAAUUCCACAACACACAUUCAGGAGUCCGCAAAUUUUGAAGAAAGACUCGGUGCAAACGGAAUUGCCAAAAACUAGUUCAAGUGUAGAAACGCAUUUACCAAAGUUAUCUCAUGGCAAAGCACAAUCUACCUCGCCGGAAGAUGCGAAGAAGUUGAUACAAAACCUGUCAAAAAUAACUCAUCACGCAAACAUAACGGGAAACAAGAUCGUCAUCGAUAAACCAUUAUGCGCAAAGGACAUGGAAAAGCUUCAAAGUGACGCUGACGAGUGUAACAUUGAAAGCCGUGAAAAUAGCACUUCUCAAUCUUCGCAUGACAUCAGCAAAUCAUUCAAUUGCCCAAAACUGUCUCACGAUCAAAACAAAACCAAUGACAUUAACUUUACUACUGCCGAAGUGUUGCAACCACUUCCUGACACAGUACUCAAUACAACCAGGGUUACGUGUCAUCAAGAGAACGAAAUUAGCAAUGCAAAGAAUACAAAUGGAUGUUCACAGGAAAUAGGAAUAUCAAAGAAAAACUUUGAGUUAGACUUACCUGUACUGAACCCAAAUCCUAUUCCUCCACCAAAGGAAAGUCCAAUCGAGCAUCCAGAAGAGAUGUUUUCCCCUACAGAUGAUACAGAGAGUUUUGAUUCCUGGUCUAUAUGCUCGGCAGAUAUGAACCAGAGUCGGAGCGAAUUACAAUCGCCAACUUCACCCGCACGUUCCCCAUCUUUUCGAGCAGAUCAAACCGAAUCAGUAGGGGAUAGAAUAAGACGAAGAAGUUUCUACUCGAGAUUCAAUGACAGGAAAAGAAAAACAUCACUGAACGCUCCUCCGCCUGGAGUGUCUCUUCCUGUCAGCACAACACUCCCAAGAAAGUUCAGCUUUAACAGACCGCGGGAGAAUGAUCAUGAUAAACUGAAUAGCUACGUAUCACCGACGAAGAGAUACCAGGAGAAAUCUUACAACAUGUAUAACAACGAAAUUCAGCCAUUUAGAAGAUCGCCAAUUGACAGAGACAGAUAUUCUGAUGUGGGUACGGCAUCAGUAUACACCAAUGAUUUAAGAUCACCGAAAGAACAAUAUGGAAGCAGUUUGAGUUCAUCUUACGAUCCACUGCGAAAAUAUACACGAUCUCCAACUCUGUCCGAUUCGUCAAGCAUACGGAGGAAAUGUUAUAGUACCGACUAUGGCACGGAUAAUAAUGAAGCAACAUCAUACAGAAGUCCAUUGUCUAGUUCCUUAUUGAAUGAUAAUUCAUUAGAAUCAUAUUCUAACAGAAAUUUCAACACAUUGCCAAGAAAAUACGGUUCAACUGUGUCGAGUUCGGAACCGAAGACUGCUGAGUAUUACGAAGAAUUAUUAGCUCCGAAUAAUUCGAAUUACUUAACAUCGAGGAAGACUCCAACGUCUGCAGAUUCACUGAGCACUCGUGAGAACGGAUACCACAACGGAAAUUUAGAAUCACCACAAUUCAAGGCUGAAAAAUGGAAGACUACUGGGACCGAUGAUAAGAUGGCAGAACUGAAUCUGACUGAAACAAAUAAUGGGAGGCUCGGGGACCAAAUAAGCGACAAGAGCCAGAGCGUCAACGAAUCUAAGGAUCUGUCGUCAACAAUGUCUGAACCUCAGCCGAGUACUUCCACUAACCGAGAAUAAAAUUUUCCUUAUCCGUAUUGAUUCCUAAAUCUUAUAGGGAUAAUCAAACGCCAAACAAGUAUUCGAGCAUUUUUAAGUUACACUAAUAUUUUUCAAAACAACUUGCCAGCAGACUAAUAAUAUUUCGUUACUGAUUAGAUCUUCGUUUGAGUCAGAGAACAAUAUUAUUCAAUAAGCGAAGAGAAACGAAAUAGAUGCACAGUGAUGAAAGUGGGUAGAACACUAGGUAAUGAGAAAACUGUAGCCUUUUUAUAUCAAAAAUACGUAAAAUUUACAACGAAAAUUUGCGUUACAUGAUCGCUGCCUAUCUACGUAAUGUCGACAUUAAUGUUGUAAUAGAAAUAUUAUACGCAAUGAAGUAAACGUAGCAUUGAUCUACCAAUCAAAUGUAGACUUUCACACAUAUUUAGAUGGUCAAUUUAUAGCACUAUUUUAAUCAGGUAUCGUAGUUCAAGGGACUGUCUGAAUGUGGUUGGAUAAAUCUACGUUUAACAGAUUUUUUCAGUAUAAUAUACUUGCCAAGUUUGCCUGAUUUUUAGUAUCCCUUGAUAAAUUAUCAAGUUUUGAGUUUCUAGUUUUAGUUUAUUCUUUCCUUUUUAUAUUUCCUGUCAAAUGUAUACAAGUCAAUAUUUAUUUAAAUUAUUUAUGCUUGUGAUCUUGAUAAUUAAAGUAAUGUUAACGUUUUCAAUGAAAGUUUAUUAAACAAAAAAUUAUGAGCCCUUAACGAUUCGUAUAUAAUUGUAUUGCAUACAUGAAGAAAAAUGUUAUAAUUAAUUCUACGAUUGAUAAAUUAAUUCGUUUUGGCUCCAAUGUUUAUAGGAAUAUAAAUUAAAAAUUUGGCAGCUAUUGCAAAAACAGGAGUUUUCCUUGUGAUUCGAAAGGUUUCAUUGUGAUAGCAGCAUAAAUACCAGCAUUAUAAUAAUUGCAGUAUAAUUGAUUUAGUUUCCAACUUACGUCAAGAUAUACUGCAAUUUUUUUUAUAACAUAGAUGUUUUUAGCUAAUUUUUUCUAUUUGUUCGCCCUAAGUAAAUAAUGAUUCGAAUCUCUCAGAGUCUCUUGGUAAAUAUACUAUCUAAUUGAUGCCUAUGGUAAGAUUUAUCAAAGAAUCGACUCCCUAACAAUUACCAAGGGACUACUAUGUUUCAAAUAAAUCAUCGAACAAAAAUCUGUAGCUUGAUCCAAUUGUAACAUUAGACUGUUGGUAUAACGACAGCAGUUGUCGGAGACCAUAGAUGUCAAUUCAAACAGUCAAUACUGCAGAGCCUAAGCAAAUCUGUAUUAUCAGCGCGUAGUUAUUACGCUGAAUAUUUUUACAACAAUCAUUCGAGCCAGUAAUUGCAAAUGAAGACAGUCGGUCAAGCUAUUAUUAGCAUACUUGCAACCGCUCUCCGACUGGUUCAUAGUCUUCUGCAUGUUAUGUACGUGUUUUCUAUCGAUAUACAUAUUUUAAAAUAAAGUGCAGAGUUAAAAUGAA
This is a messenger RNA of Neodiprion virginianus, 9944 nucleotides long. RefSeq lists its product as uncharacterized. Gene Ontology annotation, cellular component: cytoplasm. Lineage: Eukaryota; Metazoa; Arthropoda; Insecta; Hymenoptera; Diprionidae. The transcript is spliced from 14 exons. The coding region runs from base 254 to 8470 and encodes 2738 amino acids. Gene Ontology annotation, biological process: microtubule cytoskeleton organization; intracellular signal transduction; protein phosphorylation. The record is from RefSeq and is a predicted model, not a curated record. Gene Ontology annotation, molecular function: protein serine/threonine kinase activity; tau-protein kinase activity; ATP binding.